ACAAAUGACCAGUCUUCUCGAGAACAGUGCCGCGCCCGCAUCGUAAUCGCCGCAGCUCGCAGAUAAUAAUCAUUUUUAGGCACAAUCUCGAUUUGUUGUUGAUUUACCUCCCGACCGUUGUUUGUUAAGAAUGAUAAAUACGAAGAUAAGAGACGACAAACUCCAGACGCUAGUGUCACGCAGCGCUGUGCCGAUCAUCGAUCUCGCCCAUUGUGGCAAGUCCCUAGUGAACCGUGUGGGCCAGCAACUGCACAAGGCUUUCACUGAAAAGGGAAUUGCUUUCCUUGUGAAUCAUGGGAUUUCCGAAGAGAAGAUAAAAAAUGUCUGGGAUCAAUUUGACAAUUUCUUGGAUCUCCCGGCUGAGGUUCAGGAUCGCUACCGACGAAAGGAUGGCGGAAAUUCAGGAUACGUUAGUCCCAGAGUAGAGCGGUUCGACAAAAAGACAACAGAACUUCGACAUGCCUUCAAUAUUUGCCAACUCGAUGAUAGAAAUAUUCCGAAGGAACCGCUUCCAGAUUUUGCAGAUGACAUUACCACACUAGCUAAUGACCUGAAAGCCAUGUCCACUUAUAUACUCAAGGCCAUGGAGGCGGCCUUGGAGAUUCCUGCCGCCUACUUUGUGGAUAAGCACUCCCAAAUGCUGACUGGGGAUGAUGUCAACAUGAGCACCCUGAGGAUGCUUUAUUAUCCGGCGAUCGUGGACGACGAGCCGGGUCAGAGCGAGGGCGCCAUUCGAUGCGGGGCCCAUGUGGACUAUGGCACCUUCACCCUUCUCGCCCAGGACUCGGAGGGUGGCUUGGAGGUGCAACUACCGGGCAGCGAGAAGUGGGAACGCGUGGGCCAUCUGCCAGGAGCCAUUCUCAUUAACGGCGGCGAGCUCCUGUCUAUUUGGACGAGGAAGCGCUAUCACGCCUUGCCACACCGCGUUGUUAUACCCGAACAGGAUCAUGUGCGCACUCGUGGCAGGCAUUCCAUCGCCUUUUUCUGUCAUCCCAACAACUCAACAAUGAUAGCUCCCAACGAUCUCUCCGAAGACGCGGAACAGACUGACGACAAAGUUUACAGCGCCUACGAGUUGAUACAGCAAAAGUUCAAUGACACCUACGGAGGCCGCUCGAAAUAAAUCAGUGAAUCUCGGACAUUAGCCGUUUACUGGAUCUCUUUAAUAAGAGUUUGAGAAAUUACGCCAGAGAGCUUUUAAUAAACUAGUAUAACAUAUAGCAUCUAGUAAA
This is a messenger RNA of Drosophila kikkawai, 1232 nucleotides long. RefSeq lists its product as uncharacterized. Lineage: Eukaryota; Metazoa; Arthropoda; Insecta; Diptera; Drosophilidae. The record is from RefSeq and is a predicted model, not a curated record. Gene Ontology annotation, molecular function: 2-oxoglutarate-dependent dioxygenase activity.